Hydra vulgaris (swiftwater hydra) is the source of this 2284-nucleotide messenger RNA. RefSeq lists its product as uncharacterized. Gene Ontology annotation, molecular function: phosphotyrosine residue binding. Lineage: Eukaryota; Metazoa; Cnidaria; Hydrozoa; Anthoathecata; Hydridae. The record is from RefSeq and is a predicted model, not a curated record.
CAAGAGUUUUAAAAUGAAUUUGUGGUUGUUGUUUUUCUGCUAAUUUCAAAAUAUGAUAUAUGAAAAUUCAGAUGAUUUGAAGCGUUCAAUGCAGAAUAAAGUUCAACAUGAAAGUGAAGAAGAAUGCGAUACUGAUGACAAUGUUUGGGAUGAUGAUUUUACUGAUUCAGAAGAAGAAGAAGAAUUAAAUGGAAAUAUUUCUCAUUCAUUAAUUAUUAACAAGCCCUUGCCACCUGUUCCUGUUGCUGAGUGUUAUGAUGUACCUCAACACUUUGAAGGAGAUCAUACAAGUGUCUCCAGUAAUAUAAAAGGUAGACCAAACAAACCUAAAAUGUUGCCACCUGAAGUCAAACCAAAAAACUUAACAGUCCUACCAGUAAGUUUUGCAGAAGAAUCAAGUAAUGGAGGAGGUCGAGGAGGAGCUCCUAUACCUGGUAAUUUAUUUAUGCAACAAUUGAGCUUUAAACUAAAGAGUCAAACUUCAAUAGAAAAAUCUCCAUUUAAAAACCGUCCCUUACCAAUUUGUCCAACUGAAGAAGAAAACUAUGAGAUUUGUGAACAUGUUGAGCAAAUUUCUAAUAAUCAUGAUGAGAAUUAUGAAAUAUGUGAUCAAAACAACUCUAGCCCUGCUCCUAAAGAAAAUAACUUACCAAAACAAACCUCAAAUAAAAUCAAUCUACCUGUUUCAAAAGUGCAAACAGUUACCAAGGAAGAAAGUUACAACUACAUUCCACCAAAUAUUAUGCAAACUUUCUCUCAAGUUCAGUCUCCAAAAGUCAAUUUACCUCCGCCAGAUGUUUACGAAUUUCCAGAUGUUGCUCCACCUAUUAUUAAAAGGGAUAGUAAGCAAAUCAACUCAGGUUCAAAUCAAAGUUUUAACAGGGAACCUGUAAAAUCUCACAAAGAAGAAAGUGUCAACACUGAUCCAUUGCAGAAAAUAUUUUCUAAGAUUGAACCUUCUGAAAGUUACAAUAAAAACAUUGAAGAAAAAAAGUCACCAUUAAUUACAGCGCCAGUAAGUAAUAACACAAUUCAAAAAAGAAGUUCGAUCAAUGAAAUUUCUAGUGUAAAACCCCAACCAAUCUUGGCGAGUAAAAAACCUCCUGAAAUCCAGCCAAAAAAGCCUCCUGAAAUCCAAUCAACAAAGCCUGAGUCACCAAUUUCUAACAAAGAAUCUUUUAAAAAACAGUUAAGUCUUUUGACAGCUCAAAAACCGCCAAUAAAAUCACGCAUAUUGCCAUCAUUACCAAAUGAACAAGAACAUUUCAAUCAAAAGAAUAAUCCUCAUGAACUUGAUGAUGAAAAUUAUGAAAUAUGUGAUCAAACAAACAGUCAUACAAAGCCAGUUUUAAAAGAAAUGUCUCCAGUAAAACCUGUAGAUACAAAAACUAACCCUUCAGUUGUUAGUGCUGGCACAUUAUCAAGAAAUAAUACCUAUAUUCAACCAAAUGUACCACUUUUUUUUACACAACCUCAACAAAAAACUAAAGAUUCUCCACUUGAUGAAACUCUAAAUGCUCCUCCUAUUAUCAAAAGAGAUCCUAAAAAUCAACCCAAUGCAGGAAAUAAUGAAAAUGUGAUCAGGGGUGUUGAUAAAUCUUUUCAAGAGAUGAAAGUCAGAAAAGAGCCAUCACAGAUAGAAAUAUCCAAGGUGACAAGUAUAGUGAUGCCUUCUCCUAACAGAAUUAAUGCUGCGCCCGAAUUUCCACUACCUGAAAAAAAUAAGGCUGAAAACCAAAGUAUAAAUGUUCAAGGAAAGCCCCAAUUGCCUGAAAGAUCUUUUCCAAAACCUAUUGUACCCAUUGUACCAAAAAUAAAUGGAAUUAAUGAAAAGUUAUGGUACCAUGGUGAUAUCAAUCGUGAUGACUCCAUAAAACUUUUAAAGUCCUGGAAUAAGGAGAGUGCUUUUCUUGUGCGCAAUACAAAUAAAGGGGAAGGCUAUUCUAUAUCAAUAUUUCACAAAGGCAAUGUAACUCAUUUGAGGAUAAAUUUAAAGGAUAAUUGCUUCUAUCUUGGGACAUCAGAGAAGCCAUUUAAAUCGGUUGAAGAUUUAAUCAAAUUCUACCAAUCAAACUUACUUUCACUUACAUCUGGUGCUGAAGUAUGUUUAACUACGACUCCCCCGCGUCUCAAAAAGUAAUUUUUGGGGUUUUUUUCAUAAGUUUAUUUUUUGUAAGUUUUUGUAUUAAAUGUUAAAGUUUUUUACUAUUAGAAAAGGAUAUUUUAAUUUAUUUUAUUUCACCUAAGAACUUUUUUUAUGUUUGGGAGAUUAUUUUAAAAAAGU